Messenger RNA from Dalotia coriaria, 1334 nucleotides. RefSeq names its product retinol dehydrogenase 12-like. The transcript has 4 exons. Bases 262 to 1242 code for a protein of 326 amino acids. NCBI's taxonomy places the organism in Eukaryota, Metazoa, Arthropoda, Insecta, Coleoptera, Staphylinidae. The record is from RefSeq and is a predicted model, not a curated record.
GGCAACGUAAUUAAAGUAGUUUGCUAGACAAAGGCCAGUAAACAUCAACGGCUAUAUAGCCGUUAAAUUUGAGUAUUCAUUCAGACAAGUAUACGCGCGUAACAAGUUUCUUUUCCUUUCGUCUUCACUUUUAAUUUAUUGACACACUGCCACCACUCUUUUUGUUCAAACGUUGAGUGUUAUUCCACUUGAAUAUUUAGAAAUUUGGAAGUUAAUCUUGUACUAUAAAGAUUGGUGUUGUGUAGCUCAACUCCAUUUACAAUGAUUGUAGCAUUUUUGUACUGUAUCAUUUAUAUCAUUCUGCUGUUGAAGUUUGUGUCCGUUAUAACUAAAGGAAUAUGCCGAUCAAACGCAUGUUUAGUGGGAAAAACUGCGGUAAUUACAGGAGGAAAUUCAGGAAUGGGGUAUCAAUGUGCUUUAAAUCUGGCUUCUCGGGGUUGUCGCAUUAUAAUAGCUGAUGUUGUGGAUUCUAAACAUUCGGUAAAGACAAUAAUUGAAAAAACUGGAAAUCCAAACAUUAAAUAUAUGCACCUGGAUUUGGCAAGCUUUGCAUCAGUGCGUAAGUUCGCCGCCACCUUGAAGAAUGAUGAAAAACGGCUUGAUAUUUUAAUCAACAAUGCUGGCUGUGGGGGAUUUAAUACAAAAAGUGAAGAUGGAAUCUAUAAAGUCCUACAGAUUAACUAUUUGGGUCACUUUUUGCUGACUCAUUUACUGGCAUCACUACUGAAAGAGACAAAAAAAUCCCGAGUUGUGUUUGUGAGUUCAUUAUUGGCGUUCACAAACGAUCUUAAAAGUGGCGAUACAAUUAACAGAUUGACAAAAUUGCCGCAUUUUGAUGAAACAUUUAAUUAUGGCAACUCUAAAGCUGCUAUGCUCGCAUCUGUAAAUAUAUUUGCCGAGCGGUUUAAACAACAUGGUGUCCUUGUCGCUGCAAGUCAUCCAGGAAUCGUCGAUACUGGAAUAUUUACAACUUGUGUCACAAACACAAAAAAGAACGACUUUAAAAUGCGCCUGUUUUAUGGAUUCAUUUUUAUAAUUGUCAAAUUAGUUGGAAAGACACCAGUUGAAGGUAUUCAAAGCACAUUGCACUGUACUUUGGCAUCCAAAGUGCAACCUGGUGCUUUCAUCGUUGAUUGCAUGAGUUUCCCAAAACCGUGGAUGUUAACCGACGAAUUUUGCAAAGAAAUAUGGGCUGAAAGUUUGCGUCUCGCUGCCAUCAGCGAAGAUGAAGAAAUUAAAUAAAUGCGUUAUUAUUAUUGUUUUAGACGCAUAGAAAAUUUAAUCAAGUGAUGGCAUCAAUUUACAUGAUAUUAAUUAAAAAAUACUAAACUAAA